AUGAACACCUAACAGGCCAGCGGUUAAUCGUCAAAACCAAAACUCAGCGAAAAUAGCACGGAAAAGAUUUUGAACAGAAGUUACAAUGGCGGAAUAUUUGCAAGAUGAAAACGAACGAAAACCCACGAUUAGUUCAUCACUACUGGUCUGCCCUUUAUGCAGUAGCAAAAGAAAGAGUUUUACUUGUGAUUGGUGUAUUCAAAAUGGAAACUUCGACCAUUCUAGUGGAAAGUAUAGCGAACGGUAUGCCGAAAAGUUGAAGAAAUUAGAGAUUUUAAAGAGGUUGAAGAAAGAAUAUGAAAAAUGCGCUCUAGAUGCUUUAAAGAAAAGGGAAGACACAGAGAAAUUGAACUGUGAAGUGAUCUCCAGGAGACAGAGAGUUUUGCUUUUGAGGCUAGUUGUCGAUGAAGCAGCCCAAGAACUCAAGUCAGCAAAAGAGGCUGCUGGUGAACUUCAAGAGACCAAUAACAUGGUACAUUUGAAGCAAACAGAACUCGUAGAAAAACUGAAGGUCAAGGCAAAGCAGCUGCAACAAUAUCAGACUGAUGUAGGGAAAAGAAUUAAAGAUCUUCAGAAAGUAAUGGAGAAGCUCUGUGAGGCCCGCAGAACUAGGAUAUCCCAGAUACAGAAGUACUUGUUUCCCAUUCAAGUUAAUCCAGUUUUCCAAGUGUUGGGUACACCGCCCUUGAAGGAUGUCAACACUGAUAUCAGUAAAGAUAUACAGUGUGACAUUGAAAGUGAGAAUGAUGAUGAGAACCGUGAAUCUCAGCUGGCUGAGGCCACACGGACGUCGUACAUUGAAGGUCGCUGGGUGUCUGAAGAGGAGGAUGUGAGAAUGGAAUACUCUAUAAAUGAUGCUUAUCUGCCAGCCAAUGGGAACUAUUCAUCUUACCAUGAAUGGGUUAAGACCCACAGGAAUGGCUCCAAAGGACCAGCAUCGGAUGAAGAAAUCUCGGUGAAAAAUCCGGCCUUUAUGAUGACGGCCGCUCUAACACACGCUUGUCAAAUGGUCGAACUCAUGGCGUAUUACUUGGACGUGAAUUUACCGAAAAGAAUAAACUACAGUGAAUUUUGUCAAUACGAUCUCAGUAAAAGAGACUUUAGAAGCGCUGUAGAUCGAUUAAACGCGAACGUGUUACACUUAUGUUUCACCCAGCAUGUGGAACCGUCACUGCUUCGUCCCAGAAGAACAUUACACAACCUGUACACUUGUGUGAAUUCUCUUCAUCUUGGACGGGGAGGCCCAUUUGAGUGUCAUCCCGAGCUGAUAUCGAUUAGCAACGAAAACGAUGGCAGCGAUGCCAGUGAUCAAACUGACCCGGCUUCGGAAGAAGCAAACAGCGAAUCGGACGCCGAAUGGGAAAACCUAUCUACGAACUUGGUUCACACGACAGAUGCUUCCACUCACCAAGGGUCUUUGUUGCACUCUACAUCACCAGAAGCCAGCCGGAAGGCAGACGAGCCCGCGACAGCUGCUAGCCUAGUUAGCUCAGCGGCUGCUUCCGUUGCCGCGCUUUGGCCGUGGAAAAAAUAACGUUUGUUUUGUGUUAGGUUUUAACUUGUUUUAGUCUAAGGGUUAGGUGGUUCCUACUCCAUCAGAU
Messenger RNA from Orbicella faveolata, 1601 nucleotides. RefSeq names its product beclin 1-associated autophagy-related key regulator-like. Gene Ontology annotation, molecular function: phosphatidylinositol 3-kinase regulator activity; protein-membrane adaptor activity. Gene Ontology annotation, cellular component: phosphatidylinositol 3-kinase complex, class III; extrinsic component of omegasome membrane; autophagosome. The record is from RefSeq and is a predicted model, not a curated record. NCBI's taxonomy places the organism in Eukaryota, Metazoa, Cnidaria, Anthozoa, Scleractinia, Merulinidae. Gene Ontology annotation, biological process: autophagosome membrane docking; cellular response to starvation; autophagosome assembly.